GGGCUCCCGGCGCGGCGGGAAGCAGAGAGUUCCUUCUCCCGUCCGCCUGCCGCGCUCCCUUCCCACCGCCCUCCGCCUCCAUCUCCGCGCCGCCACCGAGCAGGAGAGCGCGGCCGGGGGAGCCGCCAGCAAAGAUGCUGAGCUUUUUCCGCCGCACGCUGGGACGCCGGUCCAUGCGUAAGCAUGCGGAGAAGGAAAGGCUGAGAGAAGCCCAAAGGGCUGCAACCCACAUCCCUGCAGCUGGGGACGCCAAAUCCAUCAUUACCUGCCGAGUGGCGCUGCUGGACGGGACAGAUGUCAGCGUGGACUUACCGAAAAAAGCCAAAGGCCAGCUCCUGUUUGAACAAAUCAUGUAUCAUCUGGACCUUAUAGAAAGCGACUACUUUGGAUUAAGGUUCAUGGAUUCAGCACAAGUGGCACAUUGGCUGGACAACACAAAAAGCAUUAAAAAGCAAGUUAAAAUUGGUCCCCCAUAUUGUCUGCAUUUUCGUGUCAAGUUUUACUCAUCAGAGCCCAACAAUCUACGUGAAGAGCUAACGAGGUAUUUAUUUGUUCUGCAGCUGAAACUGGAUAUUCUUAGUGGAAAAUUGGAAUGUCCUUUUGACACCGCCGUCCAGUUGGCAGCUUAUAACAUGCAAGCUGAGCUUGGAGACUAUGAUCCUGCUGAACAUGUCCCUGAGCUGGUGUCUGAGUUCAGGUUUGUUCCCACUCAGACUGAAGAGAUGGAAUUAGCUGUUUUUGAGAAGUGGAAGGAAUGCAGGGGGCAAACUCCAGCACAGGCUGAAACUAACUACUUAAACAAAGCUAAGUGGCUGGAAAUGUAUGGUGUAGACAUGCACAUAGUCAAGGCAAGAGAUGGCAAUGAUUACAGCCUGGGACUAACACCUACAGGAGUUCUUGUCUUUGAAGGAGACACAAAGAUUGGUUUGUUUUUCUGGCCAAAGAUAACAAGGCUUGACUUCAAGAAGAACAAACUCACUCUGGUUGUUGUUGAAGAUGAUGAACAGGGAAAGGAGCAGGAGCACACUUUUGUCUUUAGACUGGAUCAUCCCAAAGCCUGCAAACACUUGUGGAAGUGUGCAGUGGAGCACCACGCCUUCUUCAGGCUCCGGGGGCCUGUCCAGAAAAGCUCCAGUCGGUCUGGCUUCAUUCGCUUGGGAUCUCGCUUCCGAUACAGUGGGAAAACAGAAUAUCAAACCACAAAGACCAACAAAGCCAGGAGAUCAGCAUCCUUUGAAAGAAGGCCCAGCAAGAGAUACUCAAGACGAACACUACAAAUGAAAGCAUACACUGCUAAACUGGAAGAAACAAGUGCUGCAAACAAUGCUAUUAUCAACCAAACUAAUGGAUCACAAAGCUGGAAUGCCAAGCCAAACCUACCUGUCCUAACAGCAGUUCCUUCUGCGCCAGUCUUAGUGGAAAUAGAAAACCUCCCAAGGAGCCCAGGAGCCAGCCAGCAAGAUAAGAAGUGCACACCUCUUGUUGAUUUGUUAGACAGCACAGAGUUGCCAGAAACUUGUGUGGAUGAUGCUGUGGGCCGUCCAGUUGUUGGCUUGGCAACAGGAGAUUCAGAAGAGGCUGUUAAUUGCCCUCCUCCUGGCACGAAGGAAACUGCUGCAAAGAAAGCAGACUCCGAUCCAUUUGAAGACACAUUCCUAAAACUGAAACAGCUGGAGACAGAGCGCAGCAGCCCCGUGCCCACUGAGCGACCCAAUGUAAACAUAAAUGUACAGGAUGAAGUGGUGAAGUUGACAGAUAAAUGUCUUAACAAUGCAAUCGAGAGCCCAAUUGUAGCAGCGAAGUGGCUUCCAGCAGAUCUCAAAAGCAAUAUCUUGAAGGCCCAGGCAGAAGCAGUGCACAAGGUUGGAAAAGAUGACAGCAUGACAAGUGUCAAGAAUUCCAAUAUUCAGGAGGCUGCUGCCAGGAACAUUAUCCUGUCAGGCAAAUCACAGAGCAGUCCCCCAGCAACCAGUCCGGUAUUUCAAGAUCCAAGAGAGCUGCUGAGAGCAAUCCCCGCUUCAAACGCCUUUGUUCCUAACGCCUUGAAUGAGGACAAUGCUGACUCUAACCACGAGGACCUGCUAAUUCCAGCUAAUCUGGCUCCAGCUGAGGAGGCUGCUGUUUCAAAGAGCACUCCAGAUGACCAGGACGUUUCCUUAACAUCACUGACAGAGAAUCUAAUUGACUUUACAGAAGCCACACCUCGGGUGUCUUCUCAGCCCAUUGUAACACCGAGGUGGAUAGUGCCAACGGGACUGAUUUCCAACGGGCCUUUGGGAAAUAAUGUUGCCUUAUCUUUGAAGGCAGUGAAAGGCAGCACGGAGACCCUGAUGUCCUCAGCUGCACUGACACCAUCCCAGCAGACACCCGAAGUCCUUGUGAGCCCAGUUACUGAGGAUGCUACAAUAAGAACAAAAUGUUUACUCACCACUGAGCUCUAGAAGAAGGAGUCUGAAACUCUCACCUUGUAAAAACUCAAAUCUUCUAACAUAUCUCCAAGGGAUCCUUCCACAAGACUUGCUUGGGAUCAAACUCGUGCUGAAGGGGAGUCAGACAGCCGACUGGUUUGCCAGGAUCCAGGAAGAGACUUCUACAUUUAUCACAAUCUAACUGGAAUUGCAGCCUGAACCAGGACGUAAAACCACAUGCACAUUUGAUCUCCCUUGGGAGAAGCGAAAUAACCACACUGGAGCUAGUUCUGAACUGAGGAAAAGAAAACAGUUGUGUUCUGCUCGUGCUGGGUUAAUUGUCCCUUCCCCUGAGCUGGCUCUGGUGCUGCUGGAAGGUGUCACAGAGCUGUGGGUGUGAGCACAGAGCCCCGAUGGCUGUGGAGUAAUGAACGUCGCAGGGAUGAGGAGAACUCGGGGGGCCACCUCGUGGCCGUGCCCUGCACAGGGCUCUCCGUGUGGUCACUGUCCCAUACAGCCAAGGACAUUUUCUUCUGUGUGAUUAUUCCCUCUGGUUUUCCUUUGUUUUACCAACACACACUCUCCUUUUUGGCCUUAACCCCCUAAAUAAUCUUUGCACACCCUAUUACAGUACCUGGAAAGCUUAAAAAUCUAGUCCAUCAGUGGCCAGCUGUGUAGACUGGAUUUGAGCUGCUGCUGGUUGCAACCAGGAAAAUGCAAAUUACCAAUGCCAAACAGCUUGUAGCAUUAGCAGGAUACAGCAGAGGUCCCACACCGGACACUGAUCAUUUCAUUUCUUACAUGAUUCAAAUACAUGUAUUUUAGACUAGAGAUCGGUAUGUUUUAAAAGCCAAAGCAGUGAAGGUGUGGAUGCAGCUUAUUUCAGGAGCUACUUAUUGGUUAGCGUUGUUGUCUUCUAGGAUUAGAAAGGAAAAGAAUUUUCCUGUUUCUCUUCAUGCCGUUUCUGGGUGUUUUUUCCAUUCGCUGUGCUUUAGGAAUACUUACCAGGUAUUUUUGCAGCAUGAGGGUACAGCUAGAUCAGUUCUUAACACCAAUUUGAAUCCUGUUCCAAAUGUCAUCUAAUAGUUAUAUGUGGAAAAAACAAUAGAAAGACUAGGGUGAAAACAGGAAAAAAGGAUGAAAAAUUCCUGUCAGCAAUUCACUUUUCUUUAGAAGGAAGGUAAAGAGCAUGCGCUCCACAGAGCGGGUGAAGGUCUUUGGGUGCUCAGGUUAAGUCUAGGGUACAGUGCAUAAGUUCAGAGAUCAUUUGAGCUCUGGGUAUCAUCACAUGGACCCUGGGGAUAUAGCCUGUGAAAAAAGUAACGCAGAGUAAGAUGGUGAAUCCCACAUCUAACAAGGAAGCACAGAAGAAACGACUGUGAUCUUUCUUUCUGAGGAAGAGGUUUGUACAUAUCACUGGGGUUGGAGAGUGUUUUCUCCAUAGUGCUGCUGUUUGUAGAUACUUAAAUGCAUGUGGUUCUUAGAAACAAACUUAAAUGUGAGAAUUGGAACCUGUAUGCACAAUUUCAUUUCUGCCCAUUGGCUGUGUGCACGUCUCAGUGUAAACAAAGUUUGGACCAAGCCACUAUGGGUUGUGCAAGUAAGCUGUGCUCAGCAAGACUGCUACAUUCAGACCAAGGUGUUCAUGCUGCUGUUGCUCUUGCGUUCUUCCUUGCAAGAUGCUGAAUGCGAGUUAAGGGAGAAGACACGUGGAUUUUAGAUAGCCUGCUGCCACUUCUCAAAACCCCCAAGGCCUUAACAGAGCAAUGUAGGGACCGGAGAAAGCUGGUAGGACUGACAUAGCAGAGUGACUCUGCAGGCAGUGAUUUGCAGCCACUGCCUCGAGAACCAGGAUUUCAGGAGUGGUGGCCGGUGCCGUGGGUGCGCCUGCAGCCAGCACCCGGAGCAGCACCCGGGCACGUCCCGCUCCCGCACUGCCGCAUGAGCGGAGCCGCUGCCCCGGAACAGGCACAGGUUCCUGCUCCCAGCCCUUCAGCUCUCCCAUUGCUGCUUCCAGUUGAGUAUUGGCUUUUGUUAUACUUCUGAGUCUGAGCCUUACUGCUUAUUAAAACAUAGAUGACUCCUGAUUCGAAUAUCAAAUGUCUUAGUUGGGAUUAAUAAUGCAGUUGCCAGCAAAGUUCCUGCAGGAAAAGGGAAGCAAUGGCUGCAACAGUCUGCUUCCUGCACAAAGCCAGGACUGUGUGUGGAAACUUGGCACUUGCUAUUCAUCUGUUUGCUCAGCAGCUGAGCUGGCAUUCGCCAGCUACAUGUGUUGGGUUUGUAAAUAGACAGAAUGCAGUAGCAUUCUCUUAGGCAUGUUUGAUAUUUGGCUCUUCCUGUUGGGUUCGGGAGCUCUGUGAACUGUCAGCUUGAAUCCCUCCCAAAACUGGAAUAACAGAAGUUCACAGUUUUCCAGCAUUGCGUGUUGAAUACCAUCCUUAGAUUCCUCCCAAACCAUCACAGCAAAUAACAAGCAAAUAGCGUGUGGUGAAAGUGUCCCCUAAAAUCUAAAUGGUUCCAAAUAACCAACUGUUAUUUCAGCAUGGUCAGGAUAGCAGUGCUUGGAGGGGAAUGUUGUAAUUACACAUGUGCACACACAGAGAAACUUCAAAGGGGUGAGGCUUUUCUCAGUUUUCAGAGGACUAAUAUUUGAAAUUUCACAUAAAAAUGCCAACAUUUCAGCUGGUAAAUUGGGAACCUGCAAUAUCUAAUAGAUUUGGGGCUGCACACCCAACUCUACCCAGCAAUAGCUGAUACUUGGAGCAAAUAUUCACUAAUUCAUCUUGACGUAGCUUGCUUAGCUAACCAAAUUAUUGCUUAUAUAGGGAGCCUGGCAAGACCAAGGUGACAGAGGUUUGUGAUCUGAACAUCUGCAAUUUGGCAUCACUGUGCUGCUUUGCAGCUAGAGGUACUGAGUUACAACAUGGCUGACUAACAGGUAACAUAGCAUCCCUCAUCACCUGCAUUUUGUGAAACAAAUAAUGGUAAUAGUUCCUGCAGUUAUAAAGUAUCAGUUAAUGCCUGUGUUUUACUGAGAACAAAAGGAUUUUCCUACCAUUGCUAUACUACUGAUAGGCUAUAGUGUCCAAGUAUUUUCUAAAGUCUGUUUUCCAGUAUUUAUUUAGAGAGAUUUAUAAAUAAAACUUUUGUGUGAA
Molecule: messenger RNA, 5563 nt
Organism: Hirundo rustica (Barn swallow)
Lineage: Eukaryota; Metazoa; Chordata; Aves; Passeriformes; Hirundinidae
Gene: EPB41L5
Product: erythrocyte membrane protein band 4.1 like 5
Exons: 26
Coding region: 135-2441 (768 amino acids)
Cellular component (GO): cytoskeleton
Molecular function (GO): cytoskeletal protein binding
Source: RefSeq, a predicted model, not a curated record